AUGUCUCGGAAUUCGGGAGAACAAUGGAGUGAUGCUCCCCAAACUCCAAAGAGGCCCACAAAGCAUCACUUAUCUCCGCCUUCCACUACCGACGCAGAAAUGAGUGUUGUUCGUACUCCAGGAUCCGGACAAGGGGGUAGUAACUUUAAAAAGAAGUUCGCUAUGGGCCUAGCAUCUCUAUACGAUGAAGAUACAAGUACUGCAGACGAGCUCCAGUCUCCGAGUUUGAGAAAAGGGCAUAAGUCGAAAGUUCUGGGUGAUAUGGACGCCAAACUUGCAGGUCUGGAAAUAACAGGUGAUUCUGACAUUUCUGGUACUCAUACAAUGUCUGCAAUAACUCAAUCAGAAAAUUUCCGGUCGAACUCGGUUAUGCUAGCCUCCUUGAACAGCAAAGAAAUACCGAUCCCGGUCAGGCCUCAGGACAAUGCCUCAAAUGAUGUAGGGAAGACUGAUCAGAUUUCUGGAAAGUCGAGGGAAUUAGGGUCAUCCUCUCAAUAUAAUACUAUUGAUGAGAAAUGGAAGGGGGGAAUCAGCAUACUUAACUCCAACAUCCGAAAUGAGUGGAUUGGUACCAGUCAGUUUUACACGGAGCAUGCUAUUGUUGCACAAGUGAAUGGCGACUUGGAUAAACUAAUAGACUACCGCAAAGCAAUUCUACAUGAUUUAUCCCUCACUCCAUAUAAUCCUUCUCUCUACAUCGACUUGAGCCAGGUAGACAACAAACUUGGUUUCACAGAUGUUGGAGUAGGCAAUGCUUACAGAGCAUUGAUUCUUAUAGAAUCAGCUCUAGAUAUCACCAUUCACCCAUCUUUGCCGCAACUCCGAGCUCAAGUGCGAAGUAUACUCAACUCCAAGCUGGGAAUCUCGUCCCGACUCCUCAAUGACAAUCUCAAAGGUUUGAGGCUACAAGCAUACCGAGAGAUUUUGGAUGGGUUGAUGGGAUGUGGUGCAUUCUGGGACGGCCUAAGGGAAGCCAAGGUCGCCUUAGAGCUUUUCCCCGACGAUUCUGAAUUACUCGAACUGAGAGAUAAUCUAAAGGAUGUAUUCAAGGCCCGUCACUAUGGUCUCAAGGAGUUGGGCAACAAAGUGGCUGAUCUGGUGGCGGCAUCACGGACUGGAAAUAUCUACCAGAAGAAGUAUCCAUGGAUGGAUCAGGCGGUUUACUUCCGUACCCCUGCUCUCAUGAGGGAGGUUAACAAAACAUUGAAAAAUGGAAAUUGCGAGGUCAGGCCGGUCGUCUUUGGUCCACCGUCCGAAGUCCUAUCAAGGCCUGAGCCUGUCCAAGAAAAUCAAGAUGUCGGUCCACUCGGGGUAUUCGCAACCCGCGAUAUCCGAAAGGGAGAAAUUAUCUUGGUAGAUAAAACUCUUCUCGGCAUCUCAGAUAUCCCCUCAAGUCGCCUUUACAACUGCGACGCCUGUCAUGCCUGCCUACUACCCCCUUAUCGUGGGCCCGCUGAAAUCGUCCACCCAUCUUGCUGCAAAUCUGUUGCGUACUGCAGCCAGCACUGCCAUGAUACAGCAAUUAUGAGUUAUCACCCCGUUCUGUGCGGUAGAGAUAUGGAUUGGCUCUACGAGGAGACAGGUACCGGUAGCCGUCUUACGCAAGGAGCAGGCACACGUUGGCGCCCCAUACUCUUCCUACGCCUUGUGGCUAUUGUUAUAGCAGAUAUGCGGAAACCUUCCUCAAAUGGCCUUACACAUCCCCUCCAACACCACCUCAUUGCACGUAUGGCAGCUAACUAUGCACCGCACCAACAAAUGACACCAGACCUUCCCCACGAUUGGCAGUUUUUGGAAAAUGUCGUAAUGCCUGCGAAAAUCCUCCUUGAUCUUGGGGUUGACAUUUUCAAAACCAGGGACUGGGAUCAGGAAGUGGUGCAGACUGUGUACUGGCGGAUUGAGAACAAUGCCAAUAUGGGCGUUGCGAAUCUCUUCCCUGGAUCUUCUCCUCUUGAUCCCCCCUCCCAACCGGCCUCUUCGAAGAGCCCAAAACAUCAGAAGACCCAAUCUUUACCGACCAAUUUACCCUCCCCACACCAUCCUACGUCCGGCGAUUUUAUAGCCGAAGGUGGCUCAAUUAGGACCACAAGCCUUAACCCCACCUACCUCUUCUUCAAUCACUCUUGCCUUCCUAACACUUCUUGGCAUACCGCGCUUCCCGACCCAGAUGUUGGCAUGUCGCCGGUGACGGAUGAGGAUGGAGGCAUGCAGUUACCUGGAAAUAGCGCGGUUAGGUGUAUCGCGAAGAGGGAUGUUGUAAGGGGCGAGGAAUUGAAAAUUAGCUAUGUCGGGGACGCCUUGGGAGCGAAGUUUACGGGCGAGGAUGUGGCAGGUAACAAAGGGACCAUAGGGGGUGUUGCGUGGGAGGAAAUAGUUGAUGAUAAUCGGGAAACUGGCAGAGCGGCGAAGAGGGGCUGGUUGAAGAAGUGGUUCGAGGAUGGGUGUGGGUGUGAGGUGUGUGAGGCGGAAAACGAAAUCGAGAGGCGAGAGCGGGAGCAGAACGUUGAGCUUCAGACUGAGGCAGGGGAGAUGGAAAAUAUUAUCUGUGAAGGCAACGAAGGAUGA
Venustampulla echinocandica is the source of this 2565-nucleotide messenger RNA. RefSeq lists its product as uncharacterized. The transcript is spliced from 2 exons. The record is from RefSeq and is a predicted model, not a curated record. Gene Ontology annotation, molecular function: protein binding. The coding region runs from base 1 to 2565 and encodes 854 amino acids. Lineage: Eukaryota; Fungi; Ascomycota; Leotiomycetes; Helotiales; Pleuroascaceae.